ACAUGUAACUUAGUUUCGGGAUUUUUGUAGGCCAUUGACCACAUCAUUAAUUCUGCUGCAAAGUCGAACUAUAUGUCUGCUGGUCAGAUAUCUGUGCCAAUUGUUUUCAGAGGACCAAAUGGUGCUGCUGCUGGAGUUGGUGCCCAACACUCUCAGUGUUAUGCACCUUGGUUUGGUUGUUGUCCUGGGUUAAAAGUGUUGGCUCCGUACUCAUCAGAAGAUGCCCGUGGCCUACUAAAAGCUGCUAUAAGGGACCCUGAUCCUGUUGUUUUCCUUGAAAACGAGUUGCUAUAUGGUGAGUCUUUCCCUGUUUCUGCAGAAGUUCUUGAUUCAAGUUUCUGCCUGCCAAUAGGGAAAGCAAAGAUUGAACGGGAAGGAAAGGAUGUGACUAUUACUGCUUUCUCGAAGAUGGUUGGUUAUGCUCUCCAGGCAGCAGAAAUACUUGCAAAGGAAGGAAUUAGUGCUGAGGUUAUAAAUCUACGCUCUAUUCGACCUCUGGAUAGACCAGCAAUCAAUGCCUCUGUCAGGAAAACCAAUAGACUGGUGACAGUUGAAGAAGGGUUCCCUCAGCAUGGUGUUGGUGCUGAGAUCUGUACUUCUGUUGUUACGGAGAACUUUGGCUAUCUUGAUGCUCCAGUGGAAAGGAUUGCUGGAGCUGAUGUUCCCAUGCCUUAUGCUGCAAAUCUUGAGAGAAUGGCCCUUCCGCAGGUUGAGGAUAUUGUUCGGGCAGCAAAAAGGGCAUGCUACAGAUCAGUUCCCAUUGCUGCAGCUGCUUAGACAUAGCAGGCAAUGUCAAUCUUUCUCCUACUUUAAUGUGCUCUUUUUGGCGAUUGUUAUCAUUACCAUGUUAUUUUGAAGUCCUAGCAUCAGUGGAGAGUUCACACAACUAGAAUAGCUUAGAUGUGGUGGUUGGUUGGUUAAGCUCAUCAAAUAAUGCUGGGACACAUUUAUUAAGGCGCCCUUCAAGGAUAUGGUUUGUAUAAAAAGUUCUAUCCCAGUUGAGGAUGGAGAUGGACUGUCCAUCCAGGUCCAAUGGCUAUUUCUUUUGUACGAUGCUUUGAAGUUUUCAACUUUUCAUAGAAUUUAUGUAUUGGGUAGAAUAUUUUUUUUUUUUUUGGCAUAGCGAGUGCCUAGUACUGUACUACUUAUGCUCUAUGAAAUUAAGCUUGCUUCCUAGAA
This is a messenger RNA of Macadamia integrifolia, 1179 nucleotides long. Its product is annotated as pyruvate dehydrogenase E1 component subunit beta-1, mitochondrial. Gene Ontology annotation, molecular function: pyruvate dehydrogenase (acetyl-transferring) activity. Gene Ontology annotation, biological process: pyruvate decarboxylation to acetyl-CoA. The record is from RefSeq and is a predicted model, not a curated record. The transcript is spliced from 8 exons. The coding region runs from base 73 to 777 and encodes 234 amino acids. NCBI's taxonomy places the organism in Eukaryota, Viridiplantae, Streptophyta, Magnoliopsida, Proteales, Proteaceae.